AUGGGAGCGCCCCCCGCAAGGGGAGCGGCGGGGCGCGGCGGAGGGGGCUCGGGGAGUGCUCUCGGAACGUACGGGCCCGCUUCGGGCGGCGGCGGCGGGGUGCCGAUGCCGUCCGCUCUAGCAGGGCUGAUGGGGCUCCCAGGUGCCGGUGCGGUGGGGGAGGAGUACAAGCUAGGUGGUGGUAAGCCUGGAGCCAAGGCUGCAAAGCCCAUGAGCGAAAUGGAAAAGAUGGUGGAGGAGAUGAAGCAGCGGCAGGAGCAGCGAAUGAACCCAGGGAAGGCGCACCGCGGGCAGCAGGGUGGGAGACAGAUCGACACCUUUUUUGAGGAGAUCAAGGGACGAGUAGACAAGGGAUCUAGCCACCAGAUGUACUCCGACCAAACUCCCAGCUCCGGUUCCAUGGACGACGGCGACCCGACCUCGACCAACUUGUACCUGGGUAACCUGGCCCCCACGGUAACAGAGGAGGCUUUGCAGGAGGCGUUUUCCCCGUUCGGUAAGGUGUACUCGAUCAAGAUCAUGUGGCCCAGGACCGACGAGGAGAGGGCCCGCAAGCGGAACUGCGGGUUCGUGAGCUUCUGGCGGAGGGAGGACGCCGUCAACGCCAAGAGGGCGAUGAUGGACACGGACUUCGAGGGGCACCGCAUGUCUAUCGGGUGGGGCAAGCCUAUCAACAAGCUGGCCAAUGCCGUUGGCGUUGAGACCAAGAUUGAGGGGGAUGACGCCCCCCCUCCCGACGUGCUUGACCCUGGCCUUCCGGAGAGCCUGCAGAACCUCACCCCGGAGGCAAAGGCCAGCCUGCAGAAGAUCCUACCCACGCUCAACCCCAGCAACAACGCGGUGGCGGCGUCUCUCCAGGCGCUGACGGGGGCCAACAACUGGCUCGGCACGGUAGCCAAGUUUGGGAUAAGUUCCAAUAACGGAGGUGCCGCCGGGGGGGCAAUGGCUGGCCUGGUGGCGGGUGCUUCUGCGUCUCCCCGCCCGGGGUUGCUAGGCGGCAUCGGAGGCGGCGCUGCCCCCGCUCGGCCCAUCCUCACCACGAGCAGCAGCGGCGGCAAGAAAUCGAACGGGAAAAGGUUCGCCUCAUCCUCCUCCACCAAGAAGUCCAACGGCGGCGGGGGAGGGGGCACCGCAGACGGCGACGGGGGCGGCGACCCCCGUUCGAGAUCCAGGUCGAGGUCGGGGUCUCGGAGCAGCUCGAGGUCUUCCAGAUCUUCUAGGUCCUCUAGGUCUUCUAGGUCGUCGAGAUCGUCUAGGUCUUCGUCGAGGGGUCGGCGGUCUAGCAGCCGAGGGAGCUCGCGGUCGAGGAGCAGCGGGAGCAGCAGGUCGCGGUCGGGCAGCAGGGGGGGUCGUUCUAGGUCGCGGUCUUCGUCGAGGAGUCGCGGCAGGGGGCGCGGAAGGAGCAGGCACCGCAGCGACAGCCGGUCGAGGUCGAGAAGCCGACGGUCGGAGGACGGGCCUCGAAAGGGGGACGUCAAGAUUGAAGUGGAGAUCCCAGCGGAGAAGGAGAGGCGCUACAUGGUGGACCGCACGGCACGCUACGUUGCCAAGGACGGGCAGCCUUUCGAACAACGCCUCCUGGACCGCGAGGCUGGAAACCCUGACUUCGCGUUUCUCUUCGAGUACGAGUCUAAGGAGGGGCAGUACUACCGUUGGAAGGUGUUUUCUCUCGUGAUGGGAGAUAGAGAGGACCGUUGGGUUACCCGGCCGUACCAGAUGACCCCCAACGGCCCCUGGUGGGUCCCUCCGGAAGAGCCUUUGACUUCUUCCAGCGACAGCGAGGACGAGGAGGAGCGCGAGAGGCAGAGGGAGAUCAAGCGGAAGAAGGAGGCCCUGGCCAACAGGUACAAGUAUCAAACCGGGCGCGAGCUGGAGAAAGCCCGCGAGCAGGACAAGGGUGCGGAGGAGCUUAGCGACAAGGACUUCGACGCCUUCAGUGCCCUCCUCAGAGGACUGACCAACAGUCGUGCCAAGGUGAAGGAAGCGAUGGGCUUUGCGCUUGACCACGCGGACGCCAGCGCGGACGUGGUCGGGGUCCUGAAGGAAAGCCUCCUCGUGCCCGAAACCCCGAUUCACGUGAAAAUCGCGAGGCUGUACCUGCUGUCGGACAUCCUGCACAACAGCUCGGCCCCCGUGAAGAAAGCCUCCUCGUACAGAACACACCUACAGAAGGGGCUACCGGAGAUUUUCGACGGGCUGAAUGAAGCGUUCCGCGGUGUGGAGGGGCGAAUGACUGCGAAGCAGGUGGAAGACAGGAUCAUGGCGCUGCUGGCGGCGUGGGACAACUGGUCCAUCUACCCCCCGCUGUACAUCACCGGCCUCGAGGCGUCCUUCAUGCGCAAGUCUGGGGACCUCGAAGCGAAGGACCUCACCGGCGUGGAGGAAUCGUCCCUCGACAAAGAAGCCUUGGCUCAGAAGGCUAAUCAGGCUGGAAUCCACACGGAGGGCCUCUCCGCUCUGGACCUCCUCAAGCGGCUCAACUACCUCAACGAGUACGCCAAGCGCAAGGCGGCGAGAAAAGCGGGUGGUACCGCCGCCGCUGCCGGUGGUGCUGGCGCGGGGAGUGCCGGUGGCAGCGGCAGCGCGGGCGGUCGGGCGGAAGACGAAGGCAGUGGUGGAGACGAAGACGACGAUGAUGAUGAGGACCUGGAUGGAGUACCGCUGGACGAGGCGUCUGCUGCUGCUGCUGCUGCGGCGGCGGCGGCGGCGGCGGCCGCAGGAAACACCGGCGGUAAGCACGGUGCCGGCGGCGACCUCGGCAGCAGGAGGGUUCCCGCUCCGGCUUCCGGCAGUGCUGCGGGCGGCGGAGCUGGCGGUGGCGGCAGGAGCCAGUGGAAGCCCGUCAAGGCUAACCUCGGCAACCCGAGCUCGUCGUCUUCCGAUGACGACGAAGACGUCGAUGGCGUUCCUCUCGACGCCGCCGCCGCCGCCAUCGCCGGGGUCAAGACCACCAGCGGCGGCUCGGCAACGACGAUGACGAUCUCCGCCCCUACUGCUAGGGGGUUGGCCUCCCCCGAGCGGGGUGGAGGGGCCAUGUCCCCGCCCCCGCCCAUGUCCCCGCCGCCGGCCGCGGCGGCGGGACGAGGCUUGUCGCGCUCGAAGGCGGCCGGCCUGCCUCCGCCCGCCGCGGUCAUGAAACGGCCGCCGCCGCCAACAGCUGCAGCAGCCAAGAUCGCCUCCUCCUCCGGGAGUGGGUCCGUCUCGGGGCUGGCGAGAAGCGGCAGCGGUGACGCUACUGCUAAGGCGGCGGCGAGGACGUCUUCUUCCCCCCCAGCUGCUGCUCAGACCCUCGCUAAGGGUAAGGGGACCGGCGGCGGCGGUGGCGGCGGGGAGCGCGGGGGGUCCAGCGACUCCUCCGACGACUCUGACGGGGAGGGGGCAGGGCCCGGAAAGAUUGAUGUCUGGGGGGAUGAGAUGGGGGACAAGGGCGGCGGCGGGGCCGGUCAGGCCGAGGGGGGCGCAGGCGCGGGCGCAGCGGCUGGGGAAAGCGGUAAAGGAGGGGCAGGCGGGGCCGGGGGGGAUGCUGCGCCGAAGAUGACGGAGAAGGAGCAGGCGAGUCGGCGCAUGGAGCGGAACGUUCUUCGCAAGGUGGAGACGGAGGUGCUGAAGCUGAGAGAUGACUUGGAGGCGAAGGGUACCCCAGAGGAGCAAAUAAAGUCCCGGUGCGCGGCGAAGCGGGCAGAGAUGAUGGACACUUGGGAGAAGAACAAGGUCACCCUGAAGCGUGGCUCCAGCAGCAGCAGCAGAAGCGGGGGUGAUAGCAGGGACAGGAGGGACAGCAAGUCGCGGGAGCGAAGCAAGCCCAGAGACAGCGGCAGCGGCGGCGGUAGCAGCAGCAACGGACGCGAGUCCGGUGGAAAGGGGAGAGAAGCGAGCAGCAGCAGCGGCGGCGGUGGCAGGGACAGCGGCAGCACCCGGGAGCGUCGGAGUUCUGUCGGCAAGGAGUCGGAGGCGCACUCCUCCGGCAAACGUCCCCACUCGGCCUCCCCGUCGGCCACCUCUUCCUCGGACAGGGGGGGCAGGGACAAGGACCGAGGACGAGGUCGCGACAGGGAGCGUUCGAGCUCGCGGGGUAGAUCCGACAGGCUCGACAGAAAGAGCACCAGCGGUCGGGACUCGGCGGCAGACAAGGACGGCGGUAGCGGCAGGGCCGACCGUAGCGGAGACAAAGACAAGGCAAGGGACGGCAGCAGCAGAGGCGACAAGGAUAGCAGCGGCGGCGGCGACGGCAAGAGAAAAGACCGUAGGCGGAGCAGGAGCAAGAGCCGCAGCCCUUCUUCCAAGCGGGCGAAGCGGGCGAGGAGCAGCGACAGAGGGGACAGGGAUCGGGAUAAGAAGGACAGGGACCGCCGGCGCUGAAGAAACUAACUUAAGUAGCCAGCUCGACGGGUCAAAUUCUGCAGCAGAAUCUAUUUUGUUUGCUCCUGUUUUCUCGGCUACGUGAGUUCCUUACCUUGCUUUUCUUUUUUUCCUCCGAUUUCCUUGGUGGUAAACUCGGUCGGCACUCUCUUUCGGCGAGACUGUGUGCCGAGUGCCGGGGGUGUAUCGCUCUCGCGUAAUAUCCAGGCAGCGUUUGUGGGUGUGCAAAAACACGUUUGCGACCGCAGGGUAGGGUGCCGUAUUUGCUACUCUAUGAAGCGUCGCGCGCUCCUCUUCUUGGUUAGUUGUGCACGCGUGCAUGCAGUGAGCGUUGAAAUUACGGUGCAAGACUCUUUUUCUUCCUUGAUGGUUCUUGAUUGCGGGGCCUGUGGCGACGCAAACGCCUGGCAGUCAAGCCUUCUUCCAAAGUAGUAGUGGUAUAAGUGGUGGUGGUGGCAGCAUCAGCAGCAGUGGCAGAAGUAAAUGGCAACAGACAUGAGCACCGUAAGGCGAUGCUGUCGGAUCUUCUUGGUGUCUGUUUGCCUUCUGAUGCAGACAAGGGCCAAGUUCUCACGGGUUCUGGAUCAAAAGUUCCAUGAGUUUUUUUUUUUUUUUGCGAGGGUGGAUGGGUUUAAGUUAAGGGUGUCGCUCUCAGUUCGGUGUGCGUGUGUGUCUGGCUGUAUACUCCCCGGGGGAAACGAGGAUGGACGUGGUGCUCGUCUGUCACCGGCCUUGGGGGACCUCAACCAUCAUCACCAUUGGACCGGGUAAGCCGAUCUUACUCUGUAAAGCGUUAGUUUUUUGCUGAAACUUAAGUUGAGCUCGUCGUCAGCUUUUUUGGCCGAGCUGGGCGUGACGUUGCGCCGGACGAGAAAGAAGGCUCUUCUUGGCUCAUCUUGGUCGUGAUGGUCGAGAACGAACGGCAACCAAGCAGUGCGCAGGACGGACUGGCAGGCAGGCGAAGGAACACCCAUCCAUCCGCCGUGUACCACCAGCAGAGGAUAUUGUCGGGGGGGCACACACGCGCCACGGGGGACUCGCACGCAUCCAUAUGGUGACCGACAGGUGUCUCCCACAAGUUUCGUGUCUCCACCAGAGGCAGGCAGGCAGGCAUGGACGGAGACUCACAUCGUUUUCGCGAGAACAGCUAUCUGUCGGUCAUGCCAGACAACGAAGAACAAGCCUUAAG
Molecule: messenger RNA, 5548 nt
Organism: Ectocarpus sp. CCAP 1310/34
Lineage: Eukaryota; Phaeophyceae; Ectocarpales; Ectocarpaceae
Source: the annotation of a GenBank genome assembly